GUGUGGCCCACAGGGUGGGGACAGAGGCGGGGCUGGCGCCAGAAGGGUUUUUGCCUUUUGGGCCAGGUGUUCUGCUGUGCCUGCCUUAUUGGCAGCUGUGAGCCUAGGAGGUGGGUGCGGAGCCGGCUGGAGCAGGUCAGCCACUGGGUUCCCCUGUGGGUGUCCACAUUGUCCUUGCCACGAAACUCCUCACUCCUCAGACCCCAUGGGCCUGGCCUGGUGGGUCUCAGAGCCUCCUGCCUGUGUGUCUAGGUGGCCCAGGCCUUCUCGCCACAACUCUUAAGCCUCUCCAUGCUGGGCACCUGCCAAGGAGGGUGCCCCUCGCCCCCCAGGCCCUGCCUCUUGCUGUCAGCCCCCAGCGGGCUCUAGGGAUGUGGCUAUGUGUGUGUCUCCCUGAGUGUAUGUGGGUGUAUGUGGAUUGGUGUGGGGACAUGGGUGAGGGGUGGGAGCUGUUAGUGUGGGGCUGUGGUGGAGGUGUGAGUCUGCAUGUGUGUGCGUGUGUGGAGUGGGGCUGCGUAAAUACCUGUGUGUAGGGGGGCCCUUGCCUCGACUUACUUUGCUCUUCCUGGGGUGGGAUGCACAGGUUGGCGCUGUGCCCGGCCUCCCUUCCUGAAAGCCCUGGCUCCCGGUAGGCAGUGGCUGGUUCUGAUUCCCACGACCCGUAUCAUUUCCCUGGGCUCCUGGCCUUGCUCACAGUCAACACUGAUGUUCUCGCUUUUUCCAGGAAAGGUGAAGCAUGUGGAUGGUGGCUGGGGUCACCUCCUGGUCGCCUCAAGGCCUAGCUGCCCCUGGCUCUAACGCUUUGUGUCGUCCUCUUCUUUUGUUAAUUAGGGGAGAGGUGGACAGGAGGGAGACCUGGGCUUUCCUGGGAGGAGCCGUGCUCAGGACUGUGCAGGAUGCAGAGCCGGAGCUGUCUCCAGAGGAGCAGAGCGUCCUGGAAAGGAAGCUGAAGAAGAAACGGAAGAAAAAGGAGCGGCAGCGGCUGCGGGAAGCGGGUGUCGUGGCUCAGCAGCCGCCGGCCAGACGCUCGGGGGCCGAGCUGGCCCUGGACUACCUCUGCAGAUGGGCCCAAAAGCAUGAGAACUGGAGGUUUCAGAAGACGAGGCAGACAUGGCUCCUGCUCCACAUGUAUGACAGUGACAAGGUUCCCGACGAGCACUUCUCCACCCUGCUGGCCUACCUGGAGGGGCUGCGGGGCCAGGCCCGCGAGCUGACGGUGCAGAAGGCAGAAGCCCUGAUGCGGGAGCUGGACGAGGAUGGUGUGGGUGGCCCCAACCCCCUCCUGCCAGGGAGGGCCCAGCGCAUCCGCCAGGUGCUGCAGCUGCUGUCCUAGUGGGUUCAGCGCUGGGCAGGGCCGCAGCCCAGCAAAGGGCAGCCUCGGGCCACACAGGGUGCUGCUGCCCACCUCCUCUGGUGAUGGGGGCCGAGAUCACCAGCAGGGCAGUGGCCGGACAAGGGCAUCCAGGUUCUAGGCUGGGUCCCUCCCCAGCACCACAGCCUCGCAAGGACCCCACUUCCUCCACACCCUUCUUGGGCAGACAGUUGUGACAGUGAGGACUGAUUCAGUGCCUUUGUCCCAGAGCAUGGACGCUCUGGAAUCACCCAGAGACACCUGGCCUUGGAGAGGCCCUCAAGUCCCGGGAACCUGCUUUGGAGGGAAAUGUCUACUUUUCUCCCAGGGAUAUUUUAGAGAUUGGGCCAUGAGGCUCCUCCCGCUGGCUGCAAACGUGCACCUUCCGCCUGCUCCCCCGUCCUCCUGUGUGGGCCGCGCUCCUGGUCCCCCACCUGUGUCCAUCGAGGGGCCUGGCUGUGGCCUGUCCAUUCUCCUUCGACCCCACAAAGCCUUGCUGCCAGUCCUGGGGAGGGGGAGCCCCUGCUGAGGGCUUGCGGAGUCAGAUCGUGUGCCUUGCAGAAAUGGUCUCUGUGGCUGCAUUUGAAAUAAAACCCAACCCACCAGGAGCCAUGGCUCCUGCUUUGUGUGGC
Molecule: messenger RNA, 1983 nt
Organism: Sapajus apella (tufted capuchin)
Lineage: Eukaryota; Metazoa; Chordata; Mammalia; Primates; Cebidae
Gene: CHLSN
Product: chromosome unknown C7orf50 homolog
Exons: 4
Coding region: 737-1333 (198 amino acids)
Source: RefSeq, a predicted model, not a curated record